This is a messenger RNA of Aspergillus ibericus CBS 121593, 1269 nucleotides long. RefSeq lists its product as uncharacterized. Lineage: Eukaryota; Fungi; Ascomycota; Eurotiomycetes; Eurotiales; Aspergillaceae. The record is from RefSeq and is a predicted model, not a curated record. The transcript is spliced from 4 exons. The coding region runs from base 1 to 1269 and encodes 422 amino acids.
AUGGACGACAUCAUUGACCACAUGGACCAAGAUGUCCUCCUCCCCCCAACCACAACCCCCAGCCUAACCACCUCCCUCACCCCAACUACAACCAUCACCCGCAAGCGACGAACCCGCGACCCCGACGAUGAGAGUGACUCGGACCCCAUCUGCCACUCCCACAUCGAACCCCCAACCCAGAAACGUCCCCGUCUCCCCUCCCCUUUCAGACUUCAAGCCGAACGCCUUGAAGAAGCCCUCAACCGGGAGAUCCAGGCACAGGAAGAUGAAAUUACUAUGCAUCGGUACCGGAUGCUCAAUCAACGGGCGUUGAACGAGGCACAGGAUCGCUUGUUUAAGGCUGCUAUGUUUCCUGGUCAGGUGGUGGGGGAGGAGUAUUAUUUGCAGUUGAGGAGGUGGAAUGAGUUGCAGAAGAGGGAGGAGAUUGGUAAUGGGGAUGGAGUUAUGGAUGUUGAUGGUGACGGUGAUGGUGAUGCUGAGAGAGGGGAUGGGUAUGGAGAUGAGGAUGGAGAGGAAGAGGAUAUGGUAGUGAGCUCUACUGGCGCGACGGUGAGUUCCUCGCCUCUGCAUCUGGCUCAGCAUGUCCCAGCCCCGGUCUUGGUCCCAAUCCAGGGACAGCAGCAAGAUGCUAUGUCGCCGAUGAAGAAGAAAGGCUGUCUUACUGGACUUCGUGACACUGGUGGCAUGGGCAAUGGGAGCGAGUUUGCGAUCUACGAAGAUCAAGAAACCGAGGAUAGCGCGGGGGCCUAUGCCUUGGGGAUUAAUUAUCAUGAAGUACGUUCAUAUCGGGACUGGGAUGAAGAUAAGGAGAAUAUCGAAGAGGAGGACGAGCUUCCAAAUGGGAUUGAGACUGAGAUUGAGACUGAGACUGAGAGAUUUUUGCAGGUUGAUGUUGAUCAGGAUAUGGAGGGGAAUAACCAUGGAGGUGGUGUUGAUGAAGAAGAGCUGGAGUAUGCUGAUACCGAGCUUGAUCCUUCGGAUGAGGCUUUGGGCGAUCAGAUGCGCCGAAGGAGAUAUUACAGUCUGAGGCGGCAGAGACGGCAAUUCGACUCGCAUGCCAGAGCGAUGAGUGCUACCGAGAUUCCAUUGAAUCCGUCGUCGCAAAGGGCGCUUGGGCGUGAGGGUUCGCAGGAUGUUGGUGUUGGGCAGGGACGGCGGGGGACGAGACGAUUGGCACAACGAAGAAAUCGCCGAGAGAACGAAUGGGGAAAGAAGUGCGAAUUAACGGAAACAGAGAGAUAUGCAUGGUACAACAGCUUGGGUGAGUAA